UGGCGCUCGAGACGAGCAGCUGCGGCUGAUGCGGUGGGGAUGAGGACGAUGAUGAUGAUGAUAAAGAUGCCGCUGAAUUAUUAGAAGUGAUGGAGAGGCUCCUGUCAUGGGCUCUUCAUCCCGGCUCGAGUGCUCAUGACAGCGGACUCAUUCAUUUGUGUAUCCUGAGGAAGUUCACCGGCUGGAUGCGCACUCUGAAGUGCCCCAGAAAGUGAGCAAGUGAAGCUCAAGGACGAACUCGCGGAAAAACACUUCUGGCACACACACUGCACUUCUGUUUGGAGGAGAAACUCAUUUGUUGUGCGUGUACCAUGUCUGCAGUGUUCAGAGCCGCUGGAUUUCUGAUGUGAGCCGGAGUUAUGACGCAGAAAUGCCCGGUUGGUGAUGCGCGCGGACAGCAUUACGCGUGAGCGCCACCGCGGCCCGCCAAUGACGGAAAGUUGACGAACACUCUUUUUUCAUUUCUUUUCUUUUCUUUUCUGUUGUUGUUCAGCCCCGCUAGAUUCCUCUUUUGAUCAGGAGAAGCGCGACGCGACGCGUACGUGGUUUGUUCGGCGUGCGCGCGCGCGUCGCGUCCUUCAAACCGCGUCUAGUGUGCGUUAUUCUGAGGGUCAACCCGUGUGUAGUGUUUGUCAGUCAAAGUGUGUAGUGUGCACUAUUUUGAGGGCCAUCCUUUGUCUAAUGUGCGUUAUUCUAAGGUGCAAAGCGUGCAUUAUUUUGAGGGUCAUCUCUUUUAUAGUGUGCGUUAUACUGAGGGUUAUUCCUUGUCUAGUGUGCAUUAUUCUGAGGGUUAUCUCUUGUAUAGUGUGCAUUAUUCUGAGGGUCAUCCCUUGUGUAAUAUGCACUUAUUCUAAGGAGUGUAGUGUGCAGUAUUUUGAGGGUCAUCUCUUGUAUAGUGUGCAUUUUUCAGAGGGUUAUCUCUUGUCUAGUGUACGCUAUUCUGGGGGUCAUCCCUUGUCUAGUGUGCACUAAUUCUGCAGUGUGUAGUGUGCAUCAUUCUGAGGGUCAUCCUUUGUCUAGUGUGCACUUAUUCUAAAUGUUUUCUAUUGUGUAGUGUGCAUGAUCCCUUCUGUAGUGUGCACUCAUUCUAAGGUGUGUAGUGUGCAUCAUCCCGAGGGUCACUGUCAAGUGUGAGGGCUCGUCAAGUGUGCGUGUCUAGUGUGCGCUCUUCUGAGGGACCGGCUGUAGCGCGCGCUCCGCCGAGGGUUGAUGUUCUUGUGGCCGCGGGUGCUGCUUGUGAUGGGCUGCAUUCAGAGCAUCAGAUGCAAACCCAAGAGUUUUCGGGACAGCAUCAUGGUUCUGGAGGUCAACUCCUCCAUCGACUCGAACCCCACCAGCAUCGACGAGUCCUCCAGCGUGGUGCUGCGCUACCGCACGCCGUACUUCCGCGCCUCCGCCCGGGUGCUUGUGCCGCCGGUGGCCGGCAAAGAGAGCUGGACGGUCGGCUGGAUCCAGGCGUGCAACCACAUGGAGUUCUACAACAAAUACGGAUCCAAAGGGAUGUCCAGCUGGGAGCUUCCAGACCUGCGAGAUGGUAAAAUCCAGGCCAUCAGCGACUCAGACGGCGUCAACUACCCGUGGUACGGCAACACCACCGAGACCUGCACCAUCACCGGCCCCACCAAAAAAGACACGCGCUUCACCGUCAGCAUGAACGAUAACUUCUACCCGAGCGUGACGUGGGGCGUCCCGGUGAGCGACAGCAGCGUCCCGCAGCUCAGCAGCAUCUGGAGGGACCAGAGCUUCAGCACGUGGCUGGUGGCCAUCAGUCAGAGCACAGGCGAGGUGUUGGUGCUGCAGACGGUGCGCUGGCGGAUGCGUCUGCACAUCGCCGUCGACCCCGAGAAACCGCUGGGUCAGAGAGCCGCUCUGUGUGAACCCACAGCACAGGAGCCGCCGCAGAUUCUGGGAAAAAACGAAGCCAUUCCUGCGAACGCUUUGGUCAAACCCAACGCUAAUGAUGCGCAGGUGCUGAUGUGGCGCCCUCGUGUGGGAGAGCCGGUGGUGGUCAUCCCACCCAAACACUGACACAACAAGCACACACAGGGGAAAAUACCACAGUGCAUCAGAGUAGAUUUAUUCCAGAACACACAGGCUUUUCACAGUCAUUUUCAUCAGAAAAUGUUUAUUUUGAUCAGUUUUUGGAGCAUUUUAACAAAGCUGAUUUAUUAAACAGUUGCGCUUAUUAAAAUAAGAGUCCAAAAUCUUGAGUUAUAGAUCAAUUAGAAUAAAAAUGAAGGGUUUCCUUUAUUUAUUUUAACAAAACUACCAACUAUAAAAUGACAAACUACAAAAUUUCAAUUACAUUUAUUUUUGUAAAAAAUACCUUCAGAAAUCUAGAUUUACAUCCAUUUAUUAGUGAAUAUAGACUUUUUUUGGGGGUGCAUUUGCAAAACAGUGUUAUUAAACAGUUAUAUUUAAUAAAUCAA
Molecule: messenger RNA, 2429 nt
Organism: Danio aesculapii
Lineage: Eukaryota; Metazoa; Chordata; Actinopteri; Cypriniformes; Danionidae
Gene: fam78ab
Product: family with sequence similarity 78 member Ab
Exons: 2
Coding region: 1210-2028 (272 amino acids)
Source: RefSeq, a predicted model, not a curated record